AACGAGACAAUAAACACGCGCGGACCCGCAAGAGUUUUCCCCUGUGGAGUAACAAUCACCAGUGAAAUCACGUCACCCCUUCAGGCCAGGAGUCCAUCAUCAUCCAUUUGCAGCCAUGUAUCUGAACAGGGAAGAGGACCACGGCAAAGGCUCCUUUUCUUUGAGUGUGCUGCUGGUGUCAUUGGCGGUAACCGUGUGUGGCGUUUGGCUGGUGGCUCUGUGCGGCAUUUGUGGAUGGUGUCAACGCAAACUGGGGAAGAGGAAUAAACCAGGAGUGGAGUCCGUGGGGUCUCCCGAUUCAGGAAGAGGAAGAGGAGGAGAGAAAAAAGCCAUAAACGAUCUAGACAGAGACUUUUGGAAUAACAAUGACAACAGUUCAGUACAGCAGCGCUGGAGUUCAUACCCACCCAAGGAGUUUGUACUAAACAUUUCCCCUUAUGCCCCUUAUGGAGAUCCACGCCUUACACUCAAUGGGGCAGUGCCCGGGGGCCAGAAAGGGGCAAUGGGGGGUGGAUUGGGGGACGGAGGGGGGCCGUCGCGCAGUGACAGCAUGAGGAGCAUGGUGACGGGGAGCAUUAAAGCCGGCAGGUGGCAGACAGUACAAAGCCGCCUACAUUCAGGAGACUUCAAGAACGGCAAUUUGGCCGACCACGGCCUCUCCUCGACCGCGACCAUGGACCAUUUCCCUUCCUCGGGGCUGAUGGCGCGGCCCCGGACAUUGCUACGCCAGCAGAGCCUCCAGCAGCCAUUGAUCCAUGCUCCAGCUCCAAAUUUGGCCAGCAGACCGCCCAUCUCCCAGAGUUUGGGUCAGCUGCACACCCAGCCAGGGAAUAGUGCGGAAGGGGGUGGGGGCGCUGGGCCAGGGGGCGGGGCUGGGGGCGGAGCUGGCUCACGCACUUCCAGGGGCAGUCCGGCAGGUGGAGGAGCUUCACGCUAUAGGUCGGGAGGUGCCGGGGCACGGGCCAUAAGAGGGAACCCUGGCAGCGUGGAUCACAUGAUGGGUCAGGUGAAGAAACGAGGCCUGGACGUGAAAUCCUUCCUGGAAGGGAAAAUGGUUGUUCUCUCUCUUGCGAUUGGAUUGGCUGAGCAGGAUGACUUUGCCAAUCUGCCAGACCUACAGGAAGUACCGCCCAGUCAAGAAACCACCCCGGACAAGAGUAGGAAUAUGGGGACUAAGCCAGCUAACAGUCCUAAGGGUCAGCCGCCAGACGCGGACGGGCAUUCAUCAGUAUCAGACCUUGCCAACUCACUCACUGGAGAUAUGGUGAUGUUGUCUCCAGGGUCAGAAGACGACGACCACGAAGGUCCUAUUAGCGAGAAACUGGGCAGGAUUCAGUUCAGCUUGGGCUACAGUUUCCAAGACACCACCCUAACGGUGAAAAUACUCAAAGGUCAGGACUUGCCCGCAAAAGACUUCUCUGGGACCUCUGACCCAUUCGUUAAAAUCUACCUACUGCCUGACAGAAAGCACAAACUCGAGACCAAAGUAAAGAGAAAGAACCUAAAUCCUCACUGGAACGAAACAUUUCUAUUUGAGGGAUUCCCGUAUGAGAAGGUCCGGGAAAGAACGCUUUAUCUCCAGGUGUUGGACUACGAUCGGUUCAGCCGUAACGACCCGAUCGGUGAAGUCUCCAUACCUCUGAAUAAAGUGGAGCUUGGACAAUUAAAAACAUUCUGGAAGGAUCUUAAACCUUGCAGUGAUGGCAGCGGAAGUCGUGGAGAUUUGCUGGUGUCUUUGUGUUAUAACCCCACUGCCAACACCAUCACUGUUAAUAUAAUAAAAGCACGCAAUCUUAAAGCCAUGGACAUCGGGGGCACCUCAGACCCAUAUGUAAAAGUAUGGCUAAUGCACAAGGACAAGCGUGUGGAGAAGAAGAAGACAGUGACCAUAAAGCGCUGCCUGAACCCCGUUUUUAACGAAUCCUUCCCUUUUGACGUGCCCGCACAUGUUCUCAGAGAAACCACCAUCAUCAUCACCGUCAUGGAUAAAGAUCGACUGAGCCGCAAUGAUGUCAUUGGAAAGAUCUACUUGUCAUGGAAGAGUGGUCCAGCUGAAGUCAAACACUGGAAGGACAUGUUGAGUCGGCCACGCACUAACGUGGCACAGUGGCACGCCCUCAAAGCCUGAUUGGCGCUCUCCAUUUCCCAUAUUCCUCGACCCCAUUUGACGUUUGACCCGAACCCCGUCCUUAUGCACAAGACUAACUUGCUGCCAGACGGCACAACACGGGUACUUUUAGCCAUCCUCUCUUGUAACCUUUAACCUUCGAGGCUUCAACCUUCAAUCUUUCUCCCUUCUCUCACUUGGUUUCACAUCUAUUUGCCAUAAUCUGUUUGUCUUGGUUUUCUUUAUUUGACACUGGUAACAUGUAGUGUAAAGGCCUGUGUAUUAAGAAAACAUCUAGUUGUAUUAAUAAUAUUGGUUAAUGGAAGCUGGUUUGCUGGUCUUAGCCGGUCUCCCAACCUUGUCAAACUGAUCUUUUGGGACUAAGCACCAGCUGGCCUUCCAGCUAAAGCAACUGAGGACCAGCUUGGCCAGGCUGGAAGACCAGCUAAGACCAUCAAACUAGUUCUCACACUGUAUCUACACGUAACAUGUUUUUUUCUUCCUUUCCUGUUUAUUUACCCAUAAUUCCCUUGUGUGCCCAGGUUGGAGAGGUCUUACAACUCUCUGAUCUUGAGUCUAUCCCUCAUCAUAUAAGAUCAACUCCUCGUCUAGACCCAGGUGCUCACGGGAGCUCAUUUGACAAAGCCUUUAAAUUGGCCACUACAGAAAUGGAAUAAGUCACAGGAACUCUGGGAGUUGUAUUUUUCCAGGGCUCAGACAUCCCGUGCAAGUCUCAGGGCCCCGGAGGGCCCGUGUAAUUAAAGCCAUGAGGGAAAAUGACAGGCCCUCUUUCCAUUAACAGUCUCUCAUUUUCUUAUACAUAUCGCCAUUUAUAGUUGUUUUUCUCAAAGUCCCUGACCUCUUCGAGCCUUUUUCCAUGUCUUUCCCACUUGACCUGAUUUUCCGUGUCCUUUAUUUCUGUCUAUUGCUUCCAAAACCUAGUGAGCAACCUACAUAGGCCACAUUUUAAGGCAUCACAGGCAAACUCCAGAUGCAAAGGCAGUUACAAAAGGUUGGCGACUUAAUCACGGUGCCUCCUAAAAUAUCUCGUUUUGGCUAAAUUCGUCAGCAUCACAUGUAUCCUUCAAGAAGAAAGCAAUCAAAGAAUGCAUUGUGAUGAACGUUAUUGACGAGGCACGAGAAAUGUCUAAUAAAUAUAAUUGUACAUUUCAUUCAGUACUAAAAAUGAUCAAUAAAAACAGUUAUCGAUAAAAACUACUUACACUUAACCGUAUAGUUAAAAAUGUAUUAUUUUACCCAAUAUUUGUGUGUGCGAUGUAUUUGAUGCUUAUUAAGGGUAUUACAACAUUAAAGCGUUAGAGUCGAGAACGUUACCAAUUCACUUACAAUAUGAGGUUUCAUUUUGUUAGAAUGCUUCCUUAAGACUGAAACACACUAAACACCAUUGCAUGAAUGCAGACACUUCUAGCUACGCAAGUUCGAUUUUGUUGCGUAGUUGCGUUACAAAAUAUGUCAAACUGCAGUUCAUAACACAAUGCAAAAAUGCGUUGCAUUCUCAAUGUUGCCACAAUGGGGCUCUGUAGUGGAUAUUAAUUUUAACUGUCCACUUCUACAGUGAGUUUUCUCUUUCACAUCAACUACUAUCAUGGUGGUGCAACAGUUUGAAGAAAAUUUCUGACUUUUGAAGUUAUGUUCAACAGAAUUGCACGUUGGCAGUGCGUUGGCCAAGCGCUCGCAUCUGCAUUCAUGUACUUGCGUGAAGUAUGUUUCUGGCAUUAGGAGCCUGCUGUAUAUGGAGGCAGCUAGGCAGCUCACUUGGUUUUGGAACAGAUCUUAUCUCUUCAUCGGCUCUCCAUCUGGAAACUUACAGACAGCAAAUGGACUUCACCAUCCUUUUUUCUCUGUGGUUUUCUCUCUAUCGCUGGCACAAUAAUAGUGAAAUCCUUUUCUUGGGAUCCCUUGUUGUCCGUGUUCUGUGAGUGAUGUGUCGUAAAUCUAGAAAUAAUGUAAAAAACAUUAACCAUCAGGGGGCGGGAAAAAAACUUCCUCGAAGGAACGUUCCAGGUCUUCUGGGACUUUCAGAGAAAAGUAUGGAAUUUCAGGUGGAAGGGGGAAAAAAAAACAAAAAAACUUGAUGUCCUCUUUUUUUCAUUAAAAAAGACGUUUGAAGGAACCAAUCAAAAAUGUUCUUCCAGACUGUGAAAAAUAGGAGCAAAAAGUUUGUUGCGGCAAGUGCGCCGGAUUGUUCUCACCACACCUUGCUCUUGUGAUGUGUUUGUGUGUGCGCUUAUAGGGGAUCAUCUUUUUAAAAAUCCUCCCAUUAACGGAAAAAACCUGCCUUUACCCGUGUAUGUGUGCGUAUGAGACCGUAUCAGAGGUAGUGUGUUGGCAAAUUUCACAAAAACAUGUCCAUGACAUU
Myxocyprinus asiaticus (Chinese sucker) is the source of this 4487-nucleotide messenger RNA. It is a transcript of the gene syt7a, whose product is annotated as synaptotagmin VIIa. Gene Ontology annotation, cellular component: axon; synapse; membrane. The transcript has 13 exons. NCBI's taxonomy places the organism in Eukaryota, Metazoa, Chordata, Actinopteri, Cypriniformes, Catostomidae. The record is from RefSeq and is a predicted model, not a curated record. Bases 116 to 2128 code for a protein of 670 amino acids. Gene Ontology annotation, molecular function: SNARE binding; phosphatidylserine binding; calcium ion binding. Gene Ontology annotation, biological process: calcium-ion regulated exocytosis; cellular response to calcium ion; vesicle fusion.